Molecule: messenger RNA, 1716 nt
Organism: Lodderomyces margitis
Lineage: Eukaryota; Fungi; Ascomycota; Pichiomycetes; Serinales; Debaryomycetaceae
Gene: HAP41
Product: Hap41p
Exons: 1
Coding region: 1-1716 (571 amino acids)
Biological process (GO): regulation of DNA-templated transcription
Cellular component (GO): nucleus
Source: RefSeq, a predicted model, not a curated record
AUGACAAUUACAAUGACAGCUUCACCAGCUCCAAUACUAAAAGCACAACCACAAACUGAGGAAAUAUAUUCACAAUCCAAGCCAAGUUCAGAUGCACAACCUCGACAACAUCAAGAUUCAGAGGAAAAAGAAUUACCUAUAGAAGCCCCACGCCCACCACCACCUGUAACAGUUAAAACCUCCAAGGAAUGGGUACUACCACCUAGACCAAAGCCAGGCAGAAAAUUGAAGGAUACAAAGGAGAGCAAAAUGAAGAAAAAGUGCAACAAAAAAUCAACAGUCGCAACGUCUACAUCAGCCCCAACUGCAACCACCACCACCAGAAAGGCGUCAACAACUUCACAUUCAUCUAAUUCCAGGGCCAGCAAGAAAAAUGACUGUUGCAGCAACGAGUUGAACCCUGAUUUAUCUUCCGUCUCAUCAUUACUACAGAAUAUCUCCAUAAUUGACUCAGAAAACUCUUAUCUCAAGUCGAACUUGUUGUGUUUGAUUCAUGAGUAUAAGCAUUUAAAAGACAUGGUUUUAAAUACACCCUUGGCGUCAUCAGAAUCAUUGGAACGACAAACUUCCAACUCGACGUCGCCUGUCACAACCACGGCUGCGAUUGGCACUACUACAACAGCAUUUGAACUGGCUGCAGAAUCCUCCCCAGAGGCAUUGGCCGACAUGGUUGAUUCAAUUACGCACAGUGUGCGUGCAGUUCACAAACGUUCUUUUGUUGAGUUGUGUGAGGAUGAAGAGGAUUUGCUAUUGGAAGUGGAACGCAUUGGCGAAGAAGGUGAGCCUUUGAGACGUAUGUCCACACCAGCUCCAAGAAGUUCCGCUGUGUCAUCGGGUACAACUACUACUGCUACCGCUACCACUAGUUCUACUUCAGCAUCUUCGCCAAUUGCCACUGCGAUGGGAUACAACUCAUCCACUAUUGACACUGUAGCGUCCACACCUUUACCUGCUUCACUCGAAUUUGAACAAUUUAUCAAUAUUGACGAACUGGAAGAUACUAAUGCCAAGGAAGUCAAUAUUAAUGAAGCAUCCGCAUCCAGUGUAUCACCAACUUACAAGAGCAAGAAAUUUGCUCAUUAUAAAGAUUUCCAUAAGUUGGACACCGAAGAAGAUUCCGAUGGCGAUAUCAAUUUUGAGGAAGAUGAUUUAAUCAAUGUCGAGGCAGGAGAAGAAGAAGAUGCAUUUCUUCUUGGCGAAUUGUGCACACCAUCGUCAACUUCAUCAACUGAUUUAUCACGCACAACUUCACCAUAUUCUGACUAUGAAACAAAUUCACUAAUGAGCACAUUGACGAGAACGACAACUGGAUCUUCAAUCAAUACCGUUAUCCAUGAAAAGCCAAAUUUCGCCAGUGUCAAUGUUAGUGAAAAACUGGGUAACAAUAAUUUCGGUUAUACUUCAAUUCAUCCACCGCCUUUGACAUUGAAAAAGAUGGGCAAUUUCUUUGAUUUACCCAAGUAUCAAGAAAAUGACAAAUUGUACAGUUUUAAAUUCGAUACGGCUGAAUAUCAAGCUAAGCGAAUUGAUGAUGAGUAUAAUUUGGUGACGGAUUUACUAGAGGAGAAGUUGAUGAGUAAUGAAAUCAACUAUUACCUGCAACAGCAGCAACAACAAAUGGGAUUGGGUCAUGUACAAGGACAAAUGGGGCUAGGACAUGACGAUGAUCACGAUGAUGAUGUUAAUGACAGAGGACUGUUUAUGAAUUUUUAUUGA